CCCAAAAUCCGUGUUGUUCUCAUAACUAUUUCCCGCCAAAAGUAAAUGUCAAUCAAAAGUGAUGUCGAGUUUCGCUGACUUUUGUUGAAAUUGUGAAAAGUGUCCUAUUUCUUAAAUGUGCUAGUGAAAUUAAACAGAAACCAUGGCAGAUUCAUUAGCUGGUCAGAGGGCCAAGAGGCAGAAAGUCGACAGACACGGCCGUUUGUCCGCUUUUGAGAGACUGAAGCAACUGAAAGGCAAGGGCGUGAAAAACAAGUACGAUGUUGAUGAGAUGGAAAAUGUAUACGACACGGUGGACGAGAGGGAGUAUAGUGAGCGUGUGAUGCAGCGCCAAGAAGAUGACUGGAUAGAGGAUGAUGGUACUGGCUAUGUAGAAGAUGGCAGAGAGAUAUUUGAUGACGAUGAAAUAGAAGACACUUAUGUGGCAUCUAACAACAAGGAGUCUGGGCGAGGACAGAAGCGGAAAGCCAGAGUUGCACCUCCUUCAUCUAAAGGAAAUAUCAGAAACCUCUUGGGAUCUAUGCCUACGAAGAAAAAAGAGGAUGUAAAAAUAUCAGAAGACAACAUCCUAUCAGACAUAAUGUCUGACUUGGAUGGCAAUGCCUCCACAGUGGUGAAACCCAAGCCUGUCGCUACCAAAGCCAACAUAGUAGAGUCCAGCAAGAGAGAUGCACAGAACUACUUCAAAAACCUAUCUUCAGCUGUCAAGAAACCAACUACUUCCACAACCCUGAUUAAGGAACCACCAGUUGUGAAAAAAGAAAAUAAAGAGAAUCUAAUAUCUCCUGAUAAACCAGUUGAAAAGAAAGUGGCUGUUCAAAAUGGUGAGACAUCUAAACCAAUAGAAAAAACGAUAACAAAGAAACCAGAGUGGAAGAUAGACAGAGAAAUAAAACAAGAACUAGAGGACUCAGCCACACAAAACAUUGAGGAAUUUGAGACACAGGAACUGGACUUUGACGAUGACUUCAGCAAUGACGCUGCACCCAAACCUGAGGAAGUGAGGAAGGAAAUACUUCCAAGCACUGCCGAGACCAUCACAGAUGUAGCUGAAGAGUUUUUGAAUGAGGAUUUUGAAAUAUUCCCAACUAAGAAAGAAACGCCUAAACAAUUGAAGCCGUUAACAAGCGCGUGGUCUGAUCAGAUGGGAGAGAACCAAGUGGCUGCUACGGUGCAAGUAGAUGGACAGUUGCCACUACAGACCAAUGAGAAUGGGGAGAAAGUACUGAAGUUCUACUGGCUUGAUGCUUGGGAGGACAGAUUUGUGAAGCCAGGAGUAGUGUUUCUGUUUGGGAAAGUGUAUGCCAACCCCUCUAAUAAGAAGGCUGGCUGCGUGUCCUGUUGUUUGGUUGUGAAGAAUGUUAAUAGACAAAUGUUUUUACUGCCUAGGCAAUAUAAACUGGACCCAGUGACAUUAGAACCAACAGAUGAGGAAGUGACGAUGAUGGAUAUGUACUCAGAGUUCAACAGCAAAGUUGCCAGUGAGCUAGGACUGAAGGAGUUCAAGUCUCGGAAGGUCACCAAGAACUACUGCUUCAACCUGCCAGACAUACCUGCACAGUCUGAUUAUCUGGAAGUUAGGUAUUCUGCUACAUUUCCGCCGCCACCCAAAGACAAGAAGUACCUAACCUUCUCCCACAUCUUUGGAGCCACCACAUCUUCACUGGAGACAUUCCUCUUGGAGCGUAAGAUCAAGGGUCCUUGCUGGUUGGAGGUCAAGGAGCCGGAGCAGGUGCAAGCCAAGGUUUCCUGGUGCAAGCUCGAAGCCAACUGCGAUAAGAUGGAGAAUAUCACUGUUAUAAGGAACGAUUCUGACUUGGAACCACCUCCUAUUGUUGUGGCUACUAUAAAUAUGAGAACUACAAUGGAUCAAAAAACAAGGAAAACAAAGAUAUUGAUGUUGAGUUGUCUGUCACACACAAACUUCCAUAUACACAAGCCUCCACCAAAUCCACCUUUUCAACAACAUUUCUGUGUAAUGACAAAGUGCAAUGAAAUAUGGCCACUCGACCUCAAACAGUCUCUACCUCAGUAUAAAGCGACAAAACUAACCAAAUGUGACACUGAGCGAGAAUUGCUCAAUUAUUUCAUGGUACAGUUCUGGAAGAUGGACCCAGACCUUGUGGUAGGCCACGACUUGAUGGGGUUCCAGCAAGAUCUACUCAUAGGCAACAUUCUGGACCUCCACAUACCAAACUGGUCGCGAUUGGGACGACUCAAGAGGUCUGUCGCUCCUCAAAAGAAAUAUGCAGCGAAGGACGCGUUUGUAGGUCGCCUGGUGUGCGACAUCAAAAUAUCUGCCAUGGAAUUAAUACGAGCUCGCAGCUUCGAUCUCGACACUCUAUGUGUAAAUGUACUCAAAAUGAAAGAAGGCGAACGUGUAGACGUGGCACUAGAAGAUUUGCCUCGAUAUUAUGAGAACAGUAAUGAUUUGUUCCAACUUGUGUCGCUAAGCAUGCAAGACGCUUCCUAUAUACUGAAAAUGUUGUGUGAACUGAAUGUCAUACCACUAGCGUUACAAAUCACUCAGAUUGCCGGAAAUAUCAUGUCGAGGACUUUACUCGGUGGAAGGUCUGAAAGGAACGAAUUUCUUUUGCUGCACGCCUUCACUGAGAAGAACUAUAUCGUACCUGAUAAAGUUUACGGAAAGAAAAUAGUGGCAGAUGAAGAAAACGACGAUCAAGAGGAAGGCACUACUACUACGAAUGUAUCCAAAAAGCAAGGAAAGAAAAAAGCCGCAUACUCUGGUGGUCUCGUCUUAGAUCCUAAGAAAGGAUUCUAUGAUAAACUUAUUUUGCUAAUGGACUUCAACUCCUUGUAUCCGAGUAUUAUACAGGAGUACAACAUCUGCUUCACCACUAUUAAAAGAAAAACUGCCUCAUCGUCUGACGACGACGUUGCUAACCUCAUAUUGCCAAAGUCUAACACAGAUCUCGGUGUUCUGCCGACACAGAUUCGCAAACUAGUGGAGAGUCGACGAGACGUGAAAAAGUUGAUGAAGACUCCCGAUUUAUCACAAGACCAGUACAUGCAAUACAAUAUAAGACAAAUGGCUUUGAAAUUAACAGCCAACUCUAUGUACGGUUGUCUCGGUUUCACGCAUUCUAGAUUUUAUGCCAAACCUUUGGCUGCCCUUGUUACCAUGAAAGGCAGAGAAAUUCUGAUGGACACCAAAGAAAUUGUACAAAAGUCGAAUUACGAUGUAGUUUACGGAGAUACAGACAGUUUAAUGAUUAAUACUAAUUGCUUAGAUUAUGAUAAUGUUUUUAAAAUAGGUGUCGAUCUAAAAAAAGAGAUUAACAAAAAGUACAGACAAAUUGAGCUGGACAUUGAUGGUGUAUUCAGAUAUCUGUUGCUUCUGAAGAAGAAGAAAUACGCCGCAGUACUAAUCAGCAGGAAUAAGAAUGGUGAGUUUGUAUUCACUCAUGAGCACAAGGGGUUAGAUAUUGUUCGUCGUGAUUGGUCACAACUGGCUGCAGAAGCCGGUAAGUUUAUAUUGAGUCAGAUUUUAUCUGAACAAUCUGCAGACGAGAGGCUUGAGAGCAUUCAAGGCCAUCUCAACAAGCUGAAAGAUGAUUUAGUGGACGGAAAAAUGCCGCUAUCGAUGUUAACGAUCACGAAACAACUCACAAAACACCCGAACGAGUACCCCGACAAACAAAUACAACCACACGUGCAAGUAGCUCUGAGACUGAACAGUAAAAAUAGCAGAAGGUUUAAAAAAGGAGAUGUUGUGCCUUAUAUCAUCUGUGAAGACGGAACCGCUAAAGCCGCGACGCAGAGAGCGUACCAUAUCGAAGAGCUAAAAAACUCAGAACAUCUGAAAGUUGAUUUCAAGUAUUACUUAGCACAUCAGUUACAUCCCGUCAUAUCUAGAAUAUGUGACCCCAUCGAAGGAAUGGACCCGGCUCGAGUGGCGGAUUGCCUCGGCCUCGAUCCCUCUGGGUAUCGACAAAUCAGGAGAGCAGAAAACUGCAACACUGAAACCUAUGAAGUAGAGAAUGAACAAGAAAAAUACAGACAGUGUAAAGACUUUGUGUUUGUUUGUGUGAACGAACAUUGCAGAACUGAGAAUAAAAUAAGAGAAACAGUUGUAAAACUGGACAAAGAAAGUGUAACAUUUUUGGAUAAAUGUCAAAACGAUAAGUGUAAUCUGAGACCUGUUGACUAUUUGGCGAGUAUUCAGAACCAGCUGAGUCUGCAAGUGCGUCAGUACCACGCGCAGUACUACGCGGGCUGGCUGUCGUGCGAGGACCCCGCCUGCGGACACCGCACGGCGCGGCUGCCGCAGACGUUCGCCGGCGGCUACCCGCUGUGCAGACUAUGCGAGAAAGGCGUCAUGUUUAGAGAUUAUACUGAAAAAGAUUUAUACCUGCAAAUCAACUUCUUCUUAUUCUUGUUCGAUCUUAGCAAGAAUACUAAUUCAAAGACACGGUUGUCCCCUCAAGUCACGAAUGCGUUUCAACAGUUAAAAGAAAUGGUCGUAGAAGACUGGCUGGCACAGUCUGCGUACUCCAUCAUAAAUCUUUCUAAACUAUUCAGAUUCUUUACUUUAGACGCCAAAACCGGUAACAGGGUGAAGUCUGAACCAGUAGAAAUCGAUAUUUUACCUGAGACUGAGCAAAUUGAUGCGCUAUUGGAAAUGGGCGUCUAUUAACUUGCAUUAAAUAAAUAUGUAUUAAGUUUUAUAACAAGGAUCAUGUUAAGUUUUAUAACUAAACUGUAUAUAAUUAAAUAUUCUUGUAUUCGAAA
Molecule: messenger RNA, 4752 nt
Organism: Helicoverpa zea (corn earworm)
Lineage: Eukaryota; Metazoa; Arthropoda; Insecta; Lepidoptera; Noctuidae
Gene: DNApol-alpha180
Product: DNA polymerase alpha catalytic subunit
Exons: 11
Coding region: 143-4657 (1504 amino acids)
Biological process (GO): DNA replication; lagging strand elongation; mitotic DNA replication initiation
Cellular component (GO): alpha DNA polymerase:primase complex
Molecular function (GO): purine nucleotide binding; DNA replication origin binding; chromatin binding
Source: RefSeq, a predicted model, not a curated record